AUGCGCCUGAUGAUCCUUCUGCUCUUCACCUUUGUAAAUUUAGUGGCUAGUAUUCCGUCUAAAGGAUGCAUGUUAUGUUCAAACGUUCUAAUAGAAAGGCAUCCAAAUGAAGCUAGGGUCGAGCUGGAGAAGGUCGUCGACGGCACGGGUUGUUUUGUGCAAAAUCUGAAAUGCCUUGGAAAUGACAUAAAAUCUGAAACAUUUGUACAGUUUAAUCACGGAAGAACCGGAUUUCUGGCUCAUGGGGCACAAGAAUUGCAAUUACAAUGUUCAGAUGAGGGUCGAUGGCGAUUCGAACAUAGUGAAUUGGGCAGUAUCGCUGUUGAGAGUGUCUCUUGUCUCUCUACAUGA
Messenger RNA from Cylicocyclus nassatus, 351 nucleotides. The record is from the annotation of a GenBank genome assembly. NCBI's taxonomy places the organism in Eukaryota, Metazoa, Nematoda, Chromadorea, Rhabditida, Strongylidae.